Dendrobium catenatum is the source of this 1041-nucleotide messenger RNA. RefSeq names its product replication factor C subunit 2-like. Gene Ontology annotation, biological process: DNA-templated DNA replication; DNA repair. NCBI's taxonomy places the organism in Eukaryota, Viridiplantae, Streptophyta, Magnoliopsida, Asparagales, Orchidaceae. Gene Ontology annotation, cellular component: DNA replication factor C complex; nucleus. The record is from RefSeq and is a predicted model, not a curated record. Gene Ontology annotation, molecular function: ATP hydrolysis activity; DNA binding; DNA clamp loader activity.
UUCUCAACCAUGUGAAAAAUACCGGCCGAAGCAAGUGAAGGACGUAACCCACCAGGAAGAGGUUAUUCGCAUUCUUGCCAACACCCUCGAGACCGCCAACUGUCCUCAUAUGCUCUUCUAUGGACCUCCUGGGACGGGUAAAACCACAACGGCUCUAGCCAUUGCACACCAGCUAUUUGGACCUGAACUGUACAAAUCACGAGUUCUUGAACUGAAUGCAAGUGAUGAUCAUGGGAUCAAUGUUGUGCGGACAAAAAUAAAGGAUUUUGCUGCUGUUGCCAUUGGUUCUGGUAAUCGCCAAGGUGGCUAUGUUUGUCCACCUUAUAAAAUCAUUAUCUUAGAUGAAGCAGAUUCAAUGACUGAAGAUGCUCAGAAUGCUUUGAGACGUACUAUGGAGACUUAUUCAAAAGUCACAAGGUUUUUCUUCAUUUGUAAUUACAUUAGCAGGAUAAUCGAACCACUAGCUUCAAGAUGUGCAAAAUUCAGAUUCAAACCUUUAACCGAAGAUGUCAUGAGUAGUCGUAUCAUGCACAUAUGUAAUGAGGAAGGCCUCAGUCUAGAUUAUGAGGCUCUUACAACUUUAAGCUCCAUUUGUGAAGGAGAUCUUCAUCGUGCCAUAACAUAUUUGCAGAGUGCUGCUCGCUUGUAUGGGUUUUCAAUUUCAUCCAAGGAAUUAAUCAGCAUUUCUGGGCUGAUACCUCAGGGUACUGUUCAGGCCCUAUUUGCAGCUUGUAAGAUUGGGGAGUUCGACACAGCAAACAAGGAAGUUAGUAAUGUGAUUUCAGAGGGAUGUCCAGUAUCACAAAUGUUAUCUCGGUUGUUUGAACUGAUUUUUAGCUCAGAUGACAUAUCUAAUGUACAGAAGGCACGAAUAUGCAAAAGGCUGGCUAAAGCAGAUAAGUUUCUAGUUGAUGGGGCUGAUGAGUACCUGCAGCUGAUGGAUGUAGCCAGUCAUUUAAUGCGUACCCUUUUUGACAUGCCCCAGGAGAUACAGUUUGAUUAGAUGUUGGAGAAGGUUGGCAGUCAACUUUUUUUCUUUUG